Engraulis encrasicolus (European anchovy) is the source of this 6043-nucleotide messenger RNA. RefSeq names its product myosin heavy chain, fast skeletal muscle-like. NCBI's taxonomy places the organism in Eukaryota, Metazoa, Chordata, Actinopteri, Clupeiformes, Engraulidae. Gene Ontology annotation, cellular component: myosin II complex; myosin filament; cytoplasm. Gene Ontology annotation, molecular function: microfilament motor activity; actin filament binding; ATP binding. The transcript has 42 exons. Bases 134 to 5935 code for a protein of 1933 amino acids. The record is from RefSeq and is a predicted model, not a curated record. Gene Ontology annotation, biological process: muscle contraction.
GGGGCACAGAACAGCAAAGGGUCACACAGAGAAGGAACUGUCUCCAGUGACAUCAGAAGGGGUUGUAUCAUCACCUGCUACAAGCAGAGACACUCUCUCUUUAAAGGGGAAAUAAAGAGAGAACAGUACCACCAUGGGGGACGCCGAGAUGGAGUGCUUUGGGGCUGCGGCCAUCUACCUCCGGAAACCGGAGAGGGAACGCAUUGAGGCCCAGAACAGGCCCUUUGAUGCCAAGACUGCCUACUUUGUCACUGAGAAGGAUGAGAUGUACCUAAAAGGCGUGCUGGAGAAGAGAGACGGUGGCAAAGUCACUGUCAAAACUCUGUGUAACAAAGUUCUCACUGUCAAAGAGGAUGAGAUCUUCCCCAUGAAUCCCCCUAAGUAUGACAAAAUUGAGGACAUGGCCAUGAUGACCCACCUCAAUGAGCCAACUGUGCUGUACAACCUCAAAGAGCGUUAUGCAGCAUGGAUGAUCUAUACGUACUCUGGGCUGUUCUGCGUCACUGUGAACCCCUACAAGUGGCUUCCAGUGUACGACGCUUCAGUUGUCGCAGCAUACAGAGGCAAGAAGAGGAUUGAGGCUCCACCCCACAUCUUCUCCAUCUCUGAUAACGCCUAUCAGUUCAUGCUCCAAGAUCGUGAAAAUCAGUCUAUCCUUAUCACUGGAGAAUCCGGUGCAGGGAAGACUGUCAACACUAAACGAGUCAUCCAGUACUUUGCAACAAUUGCAGUGGCUGGAGGGGAAAAGAAGAAAGAGAGCAAAAUGCAGGGGUCACUGGAGGAUCAGAUCAUUGCAGCCAACCCCCUACUGGAGGCCUAUGGUAAUGCCAAGACCGUGAGGAAUGACAACUCCUCUCGUUUCGGUAAAUUCAUCAGAAUCCAUUUCGGGACAACUGGAAAACUGGCUUCUGCUGAUAUUGAGACUUAUCUGCUGGAGAAAUCAAGAGUGACAUUCCAGCUGUCUGCUGAGAGGAGCUACCAUAUCUUCUACCAGCUUUGCACUGGACACAAGGCAGAAUUGCUUGAGGCACUUCUCAUCACCACCAACCCCUUUGACUUCCCUAUGAUCAGCCAAGGUGAAAUCACCGUCAAGAGCAUCAAUGAUGUUGAAGAACUAAUUGCCACUGAUACUGCCAUCGACAUCUUGGGCUUCACCGCUGAGGAAAAACUGGGCAUCUACAAACUCACCGGUGCUGUGAUGCACCAUGGCAACAUGAAGUUCAAGCAGAAACAGAGAGAGGAGCAAGCUGAACCUGAUGGCACUGAGGUGGCUGAUAAAAUCGCCUACCUCAUGGGCCUGAACUCUGCUGACAUGCUGAAGGCUCUGUGCUACCCAAGAGUGAAGGUCGGAAAUGAGUUUGUGACCAAAGGCCAAACUGUUCCUCAGGUCAACAAUUCUGUGAUGGCUUUGAGUAAGUCAGUCUAUGAGAAGAUGUUCUUGUGGAUGGUCAUCCGUAUCAAUGAAAUGUUGGACACCAAACAACCAAGACAAUUCUUCAUUGGAGUGCUGGAUAUUGCUGGAUUUGAGAUCUUUGAUUUCAACAGCUUGGAGCAGUUGUGCAUCAACUUCACCAACGAAAAACUGCAACAGUUUUUCAAUCACCACAUGUUUGUGUUGGAGCAAGAAGAGUACAAGAAAGAAGGAAUCGAUUGGGAUUUUAUUGACUUUGGAAUGGAUCUGGCUGCUUGCAUUGAGCUUAUUGAGAAGCCAAUGGGCAUCUUCUCCAUCCUUGAAGAGGAGUGCAUGUUCCCCAAGGCCUCAGACACUACCUUCAAGAACAAGUUGUAUGAUCAGCAUCUUGGUAAAAACAAGUGCUUUGAGAAACCCAAACCAGCAAAGGGUAAAGCAGAGGCCCACUUCUCCCUUGUGCACUAUGCUGGCACUGUGGACUAUAACAUCGGUGGCUGGCUGGACAAGAACAAGGAUCCAUUGAAUGACUCCGUUGUGCAGCUGUACCAGAAGUCAUCAGUGAAGCUGCUGGCUUACUUGUAUGCGUCACACGCCGCUGCUGAUGGUGACGGUGGUGGAAAGAAAGCUGGCAAGAAGAAGGGUGGAUCCUUCCAGACGGUGUCCGCUUUAUUUAGGGAGAACCUGGGAAAGCUGAUGACCAACUUGAGGAGCACUCAUCCUCAUUUUGUGCGCUGUUUGAUCCCCAACGAGUCAAAGACUCCAGGUCUCAUGGAAAACUUCCUGGUCAUCCACCAGCUGAGAUGUAACGGUGUGUUGGAGGGUAUCAGAAUCUGCAGAAAGGGCUUCCCCAGCAGAGUCCUUUAUGGUGACUUCAAGCAGCGAUACAAAGUGUUGAAUGCCAGUGUCAUCCCAGAUGGCCAGUUCAUUGACAACAAGAAAGCUUCUGAGAAGCUGUUGGGUUCCAUUGAUGUGGACCAAUCACAGUACAAGUUUGGACACACUAAGGUGUUCUUCAAAGCUGGUCUGCUGGGGACCCUUGAGGAGAUGAGAGACGAGAAGUUGGCAAUCCUGGUCACAAUGACUCAGGCUCUUUGCCGUGGCUAUGUGAUGAGGAAGGAGUUUGUCAAGAUGAUGCAAAGGAGAGAGGCCAUCUACAGCAUUCAGUACAACAUCCGCUCAUUCAUGAACGUGAAACACUGGCCAUGGAUGAAGCUGUACUUCAAGGUCAAGCCACUUCUGAAGAGCGCUGAAACUGAGAAGGAAAUGGCAGCAAUGAAAGAGAGCUUUGAGAAGAUGAAAGUGGACCUUGAAAAGGCCUUGGCCAAGAAGAAAGAACUUGAGGAAAAGAUGGUCUCCCUACUGCAAGAGAAAAAUGAUCUGCAGUUAGCAGUGGCAUCUGAGUCAGAGAGUCUUUCAGAUGCUGAGGAGAGAUGUGAGGGUCUCAUUAAGAGCAAAAUCCAGAUGGAGGGCAAACUCAAAGAGGCCGUCGAGAGGCUGGAGGAUGAGGAGGAGAUCAAUGCUGAGCUCACUGCUAAGAAGAGGAAACUGGAGGAUGAGUGCGCUGAGCUGAAGAAGGACAUUGAUGACAUGGAGCUCACUCUGGCCAAAGUGGAGAAGGAGAAGCAUGCCACAGAAAACAAGGUUAAAAACCUUAUUGAGGAAAUGGCAUCUCAAGACGAAACCGUGGCUAAAUUAUCCAAGGAGAAGAAAGCCCUCCAAGAGGCACACCAGCAACUUCUGGAUGAUCUCCAAGCAGAGGAAGACAAAGUCAAUACUCUGAGCAAAGCAAAGUGCAAACUUGAACAACAAGUGGAUGAUCUGGAAGGAUCAUUGGAGCAAGAGAAGAAGAUCCGCAUGGAUCUUGAAAGAGCCAAGAGGAAGCUUGAAGGUGACCUGAAACUGGCCCAGGAAUCCAUAAUGGAUCUGGAGAAUGACAAACAACAGAUAGAUGAAAAGCUUAAGAAGAAAGACUUCGAAACAAGUCAACUUCUUGGGAAGAUAGAGGAUGAACAGUCCUUAGGCGCUCAGCUGCAAAAGAAGAUCAAGGAACUCCAGGCACGCAUUGAGGAACUAGAGGAAGAAAUUGAGGCUGAGCGUACUGCUCGGGCCAAGGUUGAGAAGCAGAGAUCUGAUCUCUCCAGGGAACUUGAGGAGAUCAGUGAGAGGCUUGAGGAGGCUGGUGGGGCCACUUCUGUUCAGAUUGAGAUGAACAAGAAGCGUGAGGCGGAGUUCCAGAAGCUGCGACGUGAUCUUGAAGAAUCCACCCUGCAGCAUGAAGCUACGUCUGCUGCUCUUCGCAAGAAGCAGGCUGACAGUGUGGCUGAACUGGGAGAACAGAUUGACAACCUGCAGCGUGUCAAACAGAAGCUGGAAAAGGAGAAGAGUGAAUAUAAGAUGGAGAUCGAUGACUUAGCCGGCAACAUGGAGUCCAUUGCCAAAUCCAAGGCAAAUCUUGAAAAGAUGUGCCGGACUUUGGAGGACCAGCUCAGUGAACUCAAAACUAAAAAUGAUGAGCAUGUUCGCCACUUGACUGACUUCAGUGCUCAAAAAGCCAGGCUUCAAACUGAAAAUGGUGAAAUUGGACGACAACUUGAGGAGAAGGAAGCUCUUGUCUCUCAGCUGACCAGAACCAAAGUAGCUUUCACCCAACAGCUUGAGGAGCUGAAGAGACAACUUGAGGAGGAGGCCAAGGCCAAGAACGCCCUGGCUCAUGCUGUUCAAUCAGCUCGCCAUGACUGCGACCUGCUCAGAGAGCAGUUUGAGGAGGAGCAGGAGGCCAAGGCUGAGCUGCAGCGUGGAAUGUCCAAGGCCAACAGUGAGGUGGCUACGUGGAGGGCCAAAUAUGAGACUGACGCCAUCCAUCGCACUGAGGAACUGGAGGAGGCCAAGAAAAAACUUGCUCAGCGUCUUCAAGAUGCUGAGGAGUGCAUUGAGGCUGUCAAUGCCAAGUGUUCCUCUCUGGAGAAGACCAAACAGAGGCUCCAGGGUGAAGUAGAGGAUCUCAUGAUUGAUGUGGAGAGAGCAAAUGCACAGGCUGCAAACCUUGACAAGAAGCAGAGAAACUUUGACAAGGUCCUGGCAGAAUGGAAGCAGAAGUUUGAGGAGGGGCAGGCUGAGCUGGAGGGUGCCCUGAAAGAGGCUCGCUCUCUCAGCACUGAGCUCUUCAAGAUGAAGAACUCAUAUGAAGAGGCUCUGGAUCAGCUGGAGACUCUGAAGAGGGAGAAUAAGAACCUUCAACAGGAAAUAUCAGACUUGUCUGAGCAACUUGGUGAGACGGGGAAAACAAUUCAUGAGUUGGAAAAAGGAAAGAAAUCAGUGGAGUCUGAAAAAGUUGAAAUUCAAACAGCCCUUGAGGAGGCAGAGGCCACUCUUGAGCAUGAGGAGUCUAAGAUUCUCCGUGUUCAGUUGGAGCUCACUCAGGUCAAGAGUGAAAUUGACCGCAAAAUAGCAGAAAAGGAUGAGGAAAUAGAACAAAUCAAGAGGAACAGCCAGAGAGUGAUUGAAACCAUGCAGAGCACCCUGGACUCUGAAAUCAGGAGCAGAAAUGAUGCCAUGAGAAUCAAGAAGAAGAUGGAGGGAGACCUCAAUGAGAUGGAAGUUCAGCUCAGUCAUGCCAACCGCCAGGCAGCUGAAGCUCAGAGGCAGCUCAGGAAUAUCCAAGGACAACUGAAGGAUGCUCAACUGCACCUUGACGAAGCCCUGAGAGCACAGGAUGACAUGAAGGAACAAGUUACCAUGGUGGAGCGCAGGAACGCUCUCAUGCUGGCUGAGAUUGAGGAGCUGAGAGCUGCUCUGGAGCAGACCGAGAGAGGCCGCAAAAUGGCUGAGCAGGAACUGGUGGAUGCCAGUGAACGUGUUGGGCUGCUGCACUCUCAAAACACUAGUCUUCUCAAUACCAAGAAAAAGCUGGAAUCUGACUUAAAUCAAAUUCAAGGGGAGAUGGAAGACACAGUUCAAGAAGCAAGGAAUGCAGAGGAAAAAGCGAAGAAAGCCAUCACCGAUGCUGCCAUGAUGGCUGAGGAGCUGAAGAAAGAACAGGACACUAGUUCUCACCUGGAAAGGAUGAAGAAGAACCUGGAGGUCACUGUGAAGGACCUGCAGCAUCGCCUGGAUGAGGCUGAGAACCUGGCCAUGAAGGGUGGAAAGAAACAGAUUCAGAAACUAGAAGCCAGGGUGCGCGAGCUUGAAGGUGAGGUCGAGGGUGAACAGAGGCGUGCAGCAGAGGCUGUGAAAGGAAUCCGCAAAUAUGAGAGGAGAGUCAAGGAGCUCACAUAUCAGACCGAGGAAGACAAGAAGAAUACAACAAGGCUUCAGGACCUGGUGGACAAACUCCAGCUGAAAGUGAAAGCCUACAAGAGACAGGCCGAGGAGGCGGAGGAGCAGACCAACAUUAACAUCACCAGAUCCAGGAAGGUGCAGCAUGAGCUUGAGGAGGCUCAGGAGCGUGCUGACAUUGCUGAGUCCCAGGUCAACAAGCUGAGGGCUAAGAGCCGUGAGUUUGGCAGGGGCAAGGAUGCAGAAUAAAGGCAGGACCCAAAGACUGAAGCAUACACCUGAACAAGCACUCAUAUAAUAUGAUGUACCUGUGAGGGGCCCAUCCAUAUAGCGUGUUCUCGAAAAUAAAAUGAAGUA